Molecule: messenger RNA, 1615 nt
Organism: Gopherus evgoodei (Goodes thornscrub tortoise)
Lineage: Eukaryota; Metazoa; Chordata; Testudines; Testudinidae
Exons: 3
Coding region: 59-772 (237 amino acids)
Biological process (GO): proteolysis
Molecular function (GO): metallocarboxypeptidase activity; zinc ion binding
Source: RefSeq, a predicted model, not a curated record
UGAGCCUGGCUGCCCUGGGAGCUUCUCUCUCCGCAAUGAACAGAGCCCUGGCAGGGAAAUGUCUGUUCAGCUGCUGGGACGACCCCAACAACAUCUACUCCUGGGAGAACGAGCCGGUGCCGACCGACAAGCUGGACUUCAGGCAUCACAGCUACAAGGAGAUGAGAAAGGGGAACCAGAGUUCCGCUGCGUGGCCGGGAUGCACGGGAAUGAGGUGCUGAGCCGCGAGCUCCUGCUCAACCUGAUGCAGUACCUGUGCGGCGAGUAUGCUUGGGGCAACCCCCACGUCGUCCGGCUGGUGAGCAAGACCUGCAUCCACCUGCUGCCCUCCAUGAACCCCGACGGCUACAAAACGGCCUACAAGCUGGUAGGGCCUGCACGAGUCCGAGCUGCCCAGGGAGUGGGAGAACAACAAGGAGUCCCUGCUGGUCUUCGUGGAGCAGGUGCGUGUCCUGGCCUAAAGGGAGUGCUCCGGGGCCAGGGCAGUCCCGGAGCCUUGCCUGGCGCUUGCACGUGGAUAUCUAGGGCAGUGCCUCCUGGAGCUUCUCCGUGGAGGUCACGUGGCCCUGUGGGAGCUAGGCAAGGCCCCAGGAGCGGCUGCUCUGGGCAAGGCAGGUUCUGGCUGGGUGCUGGUGCUGAACCUGUCACGGCUCCAAGGCUGGAGAGACAUGGGGCAGGACUUGCCCCCCUGGGAUGGAGGGAGACCCAGUGGUUAGAGUAUGGAACUGGGUGUCACUCAGGACAAAACCCAAUCCCCUACCCCUUGAGCUAAAGGGGAAUCACCAUUAGCUGAUAGCAGUGUAGGGGCAAUGACACACAGAGCAAUUCUGAAUCCAGCCAGCAGAGGGCAAUAUGCACAUGCAUGCACAAGCACAGUUUUUUAAAGGCUAGUCAGAAGAUCAUGGAAGAUCGAGAUGAGAGAGACGUUAGCAAUUAGCUCCCACAGUCCCCAGAUGCAGGGCACAGCAGAUGUUAAUGACAUCACCGGCUGUACGUGGGGCUGCUGUUCCUUCCAGAGGCAGGGCAGCCCCAGAUGCACAGCGCUUCGGUUCGUAGCUGAAACACCCUCUGGACAGAGCCACAAAAACAGUGUCUCAGGCCCUGCCACCACCAGUGCUGGGUUCUUCUAGCAGACGUGAUUGGAGUAACAAGGAACGGCAUAAAGCAGCCUGCUGGUUCCAGCUGAGAUGGGCAAGCGCCUCCCUACCACACCAAGCAGCCUUGGCAGCGCCUUCAGGAGAGCAUGAAGAGACAGCAGGCAGAGCACCCGGCCAUGCCCACCACUGCUCGGCAGGGCUGGUGGGAGGACGGUUCUAAGAAGGGAAGAAUGGGGUUGGAUUAAAGGACAAGAUGGGGAGCCAAGCCCCCUGGGCUGUAUUCCCUGCCGUGCUGCAGCCUUGGGGCCUGACCCCUGCCCCCUUGCAGCAGGUAUAGCGCCCCCACCUGGCCACGCAGGGAGAACAGACUUUGGUGGGGUCUCCUGUUUUAUUUAUAACACAGAAAAUCCCAAUUCUGCGAAUGGUCAUUGAUCUACAGAGCCAUUUGUCACCGUCGCAUCAUCCCCCCUGCAGGGCUCCAGCAAACAGCUCCUCACUCCAGCCCAGAGUCCUGCUUU